Molecule: messenger RNA, 502 nt
Organism: Spea bombifrons (plains spadefoot toad)
Lineage: Eukaryota; Metazoa; Chordata; Amphibia; Anura; Pelobatidae
Gene: TXNDC17
Product: thioredoxin domain containing 17
Exons: 4
Coding region: 88-459 (123 amino acids)
Cellular component (GO): cytosol
Molecular function (GO): protein-disulfide reductase [NAD(P)H] activity
Source: RefSeq, a predicted model, not a curated record
AGUGCAUGUGCUGAGUGUGCUCGAUUGCUGUCUGCAGAACAGGAAGUUUGGGCAGUAGUGUUUACUGAAUUACUGGUUAGCAGAAAUAUGUCUCCCUACAAAGAAGUUAAAGUCCAGGGGUAUGAGGAAUACUGCCAGGAAGUGGAGAAACACAAGGGGAAGACAGUGUUUGCUUAUUUUUCUGGGAGUAAGAAUGCAGAUGGAAAGAGCUGGUGCCCAGACUGUGUGAAAGCUGAGCCGAUUGUGUUCGGCGAAUUGGAGAAUCUACCUGACGAUUCGGUGUUCAUAUACUGCCAAGUUGGAGAGCGAGCAUACUGGAAAGACCCAAACAAUGAAUUCAAACAAAACCUCAAGCUGACGGGUGUUCCGACUCUCCUCAAAUGUGGCACGAGCCAGAAGCUAGUAGAAGAGCAAUGUCUUAAGGCUGAUCUGGUGCAAAUGUUGUUUUCUGAAGACUAAAUAGUGUGAGAAAUGUGCAUAUUGUGCCUAUGGAAACAAGAAA